CUUGAAUUUCAGGCCCUUUAAGCCUUUGAUCUAUCUGGCGGAUGCGGCGUUCAUCAAAGCUAGGUACAGCGCCUGAGUCUCCUCGUCAUCUUGGCUUAUGUCAGUUGCAAUUGGCGGUUUUCUCAGAAUAUAACGUGUCGCUUUCAUUAUGAUCAAUCAAGUACUCGGGCCCCGUCGGGUUGUUUCACAAUGAUCGAAGAUCAGCCCGAACUCAAGGCGCUCGGCGGCAAGCACAAUCUUAUGCAAAUCUCAGCCACCCGAAAUGUCACCUACGGCAAGCUUUGGAGGGCCUUUCGUGGUAAUGCAACGAAGUCAACACGUAGGCCUGUUGGCCAGAGGUUGGAUAAGGCUCAAGCACUUGCCUUGAAGCAAUUUUUGGACCAUAUAGACAGUAUUAGGUUUAGAAUUCGUCGAGAGAUGGUACGCGAUGCCGCCAAUUCGAUUUUAGCCCGAAAUCACACUGUACUUUACAACAAUAACGAAGCCCCCCCACGCGUAGGCAUUCACUGGCCAAUAAGAUACCUUGAGAAUACAUCAUACAACAAAACCAAGGCCAAGCCUAUUGAAACUUCACGGAAAAGGGCACAGGAUCCCGCCUACAUACAGACCUGGUUCGAAGGGCAAGCUGCCUACUGCAAAUAGCAUGGAAUUAUACCAGAUAACUACUGGAACUUUGAUAAGUGCGGCGUACGCCUUGGUGUAGCAUGUAGCCAGCUAGUUUAGACCGGCGUAGGGAGGGAGAUCUACGUGCCUUAUUUAAAUAGUAGAGAGCUAGUAAUACUAGUAGAAACAGUGCGUUUAAACGGUAAAUAUAUAGCUCUAAUAAUUAUUAUUACUGGCCAGCACU
Molecule: messenger RNA, 847 nt
Organism: Mytilinidion resinicola
Lineage: Eukaryota; Fungi; Ascomycota; Dothideomycetes; Mytilinidiales; Mytilinidiaceae
Exons: 2
Coding region: 190-642 (150 amino acids)
Source: RefSeq, a predicted model, not a curated record